Glycine soja is the source of this 3777-nucleotide messenger RNA. RefSeq names its product receptor-like protein EIX2. The record is from RefSeq and is a predicted model, not a curated record. The coding region runs from base 79 to 3777 and encodes 1232 amino acids. The transcript has a single exon. Gene Ontology annotation, molecular function: protein binding. Lineage: Eukaryota; Viridiplantae; Streptophyta; Magnoliopsida; Fabales; Fabaceae.
CACCAAUAUCAUUCUAAUUCUCAUAUUCAGUGGAUUCAUUUCAUCAAUCACUUUGCCUUUCUGAUCAUAACCACCAAAAUGCCAACCAUUAAUCCAGUUCGUUUCAAAUUCAUGCAAGCCAUAAUAACAUUUAUGAUGAUCAUGUUGCAGGUUGUUUCUGCUCAAGACCAUAUUAUGUGCAUUGAGAAGGAGAGGGAAGCACUCCUCCAAUUCAAGGCUGCACUUGUGGAUCCCUAUGGCAUGCUCUCUUCUUGGACCACUUCUGAUUGCUGCCAAUGGCAAGGGAUUCACUGCACCAACCUCACCGGCCAUGUUCUAAUGCUCGACCUUCACGGUCAGGUUAAUUAUUCAUAUGCCUUCAAUCGUAUCACUGGAAUUGCCUCGCAACGUUAUAUCAGAGGAGAGAUCCACAAGUCGUUGAUGGAGUUGCAACAAUUAAACUAUUUAAACCUCAGUUCGAAUGAUUUUCAAUUCAGAGGAAUCCCAGAGUUUCUUGGUUCUCUCACCAACUUGAGAUACCUUGAUCUGUCAUUUUCUUUUUUUGAAGGAAAAAUUCCAACUCAGUUUGGCUCUCUUUCUCAUUUGAAACACUUAAAUCUUGCUGGGAAUUAUCUGCAGGGUUCAAUCCCACGUCAACUUGGAAAUCUCUCCCAGUUGCAGCAUCUUGAUCUCAGCGUCAAUCAAUUUGAAGGAAAUAUACCCUCUCAAAUUGGAAAUCUCUCCCAAUUGCAGCAUCUUGAUCUCAGGUACAAUUCUUUUGAAGGAAGUAUACCGUCCCAACUUGGGAACCUUUCAAAUUUGCACAAGCUUUAUCUUGGAGGUCCUGCUCUCAAAAUUGACGAUGGAGAUCAUUGGGUGUCUAAUCUCAUUUCUUUAACCCAUCUUUCCUUGGCCUUCAUAUCUAAUCUCAAAAAUUCUCAUAGCUUCCUCCAAAUGAUUACCAAGCUACCAAAACUUAGAGAACUGAGUUUAAUUGAUUGUAGCCUUUCCGAUCAUUUUAUCCUUUCACUGAGGCCCUCCAAAUUCAAUUUUUCUAGUUCCCUUUCCAUCCUUGAUCUUUCCUGGAACAGCUUCACGUCAUCAAUGAUACUCCAGUGGCUGUCCAACGUCACUUCCAACCUUGUUGAGCUUGACCUUAGUCAUAAUCUCUUGGAGGGUACCACAUCAAACCAUUUUGGCCGUGUAAUGAAUUCUCUUGAGCACCUCGACCUCUCAUAUAAUAUAUUCAAGGGUGACGAUUUCAAAUCCUUCGCGAAUAUAUGCACCUUACGUUCUUUAUAUGCGACAGAAAACAAUUUCAGUGAAGACCUUCCGUCAAUCCUUCAUAAUUUGUCUAGUGGUUGUGUUAGACACUCAUUACAAGAUUUGGAUUUGUCAUAUAAUCAAAUCACCGGCUCUUUACCUGACCUUUCAGUAUUCCCGUCUCUAAAAACAUUGGUUCUCAAUCAGAAUCAAUUAAGUGGAAACAUACCUGAAGGCAUCCGCUUACCAUUUCAUUUGGAAUCUCUGUCAAUCCAAUCAAACUCUUUAGAAGGUGGAAUUCCCAAAUCAUUUGGGAACUCAUGUGCUUUGAGAUCACUGGAUAUGUCUGGUAACAAUUUGAAUAAAGAGCUUUCGGUGAUAAUUCAUCAAUUGUCUGGGUGUGCCAGAUUCUCGCUGCAAGAAUUGAACAUAAGAGGAAAUCAAAUCAAUGGUACGCUUUCUGACCUUUCAAUAUUCUCUGCCUUGAAAACAUUGGAUCUUUCAGAAAAUCAAUUAAAUGGAAAAAUUCCAGAGAGUACCAAAUUGCCAUCUCUGUUAGAGUCUUUGUCAAUUGGAUCAAACUCUUUAGAAGGUGGAAUUCCCAAAUCAUUUGGGGAUGCAUGUGCUUUGCGCUCAUUGGACAUGUCUAAUAAUAGCUUGAGUGAAGAGUUUCCAAUGAUAAUCCAUCACUUGUCUGGAUGUGCUAGAUAUUCAUUGGAACAAUUAGAUCUAAGCAUGAAUCAAAUCAACGGCACACUACCUGACCUCUCAAUAUUCUCAUCUUUAAGAGAAUUAAAUCUUUAUGUAAACAAGCUAAAUGGAGAGAUUCCUAAAGAUAUUAAAUUUCCACCUCAACUGGAGCAACUAGAUAUGCAAUCAAAUUCCUUGAAGGGUGUGCUCACUGACUAUCAUUUCGCUAAUAUGUCUAAGUUAUACGACUUGGAGUUAUCUGACAACUCUUUAUUGGCCUUGGCAUUUAGCCAAAAUUGGGUCCCACCAUUUCAGUUGAGCCACAUAGGAUUGCGAUCUUGCAAGCUAGGUCCAGUAUUUCCCAAAUGGUUGGAGACACAAAAUCAAUUUAGGGAUAUUGACAUUUCAAAUGCUGGAAUAGCAGAUAUGGUUCCAAAGUGGUUUUGGGCUAAUUUAGCAUUCCGAGAAUGGAUUUCAAUGAAUAUUUCAUACAAUAAUCUCCAUGGUAUAAUUCCAAAUUUUCCAACAAAGAAUAUUCAACAUUCCCUAAUUCUUGGAUCAAAUCAAUUUGACGGCCCUAUUCCACCAUUUCUGCAAGGUUUCCUGUUUCUUGAUUUAUCCAAAAAUAAAUUCUCAGAUUCUCUUUCAUUUUUAUGUGUGAAUGUUAAAGUUGAAACUUUGUACCAAUUAGACCUUUCAAAUAAUCGUUUCUCUGGAAAAAUUCCGGACUGUUGGAGCCAUUUCAAGUCAAUAUCUUAUUUGGACUUAAGUCACAAUAAUUUUUCAGGAAGGAUACCCACAUCCAUGGGAUCUCUUCUUCAGCUUCAAGCAUUGCUAUUGAGAAACAACAACUUAACAGAUGAGAUACCUUUCUCCUUGAGGAGUUGUACAAAUCUAGUAAUGCUAGAUAUUGCAGAAAACAGAUUAUCAGGGCUUAUCCCUGCUUGGAUUGGGAGCGAAUUACAAGAGUUGCAAUUUUUAAGUUUGGGAAGAAAUAAUUUCCAUGGAAGUUUACCAUUGCAAAUUUGCUACCUAAGCGACAUUCAACUCUUCGAUGUCUCACUAAACAGCAUGUCUGGGCAAAUUCCUAAAUGCAUAAAAAAAUUCACUUCAAUGACUCGAAAGACAUCUUCACAAGGUCAUUCAUAUUAUUUCAAUGAAAAAGGCUUGGUUGGUAAUCAAACAUAUGAUUUGAAUGCAUUCUUGAUGUGGAAAGGUUCAGAACAAAUGUUCAAAAAUAAUGGGUUACUACUUCUAAAAAGCAUUGAUCUCUCAAGCAAUCACUUUUCUGGAGAAAUUCCACUGGAAAUAGAGAAUUUAUUUGGAUUGGUUUCAUUGAAUUUAUCAAGAAACCAUUUGACCGGAGCGAUUCCUUCAAAUAUUGGAAAGUUAACAUCACUUGACUUUCUUGAUUUGUCAAGAAACCAUCUAGUUGGUUCAAUUCCAUGGAGUCUUACUCAAAUUGAUCGACUCGGCGUGUUAGAUUUGUCACAUAACAAUCUAUCUGGAGAAAUUCCAACUGGUACACAAUUACAGGGUUUCAAUGCCUCAUGUUAUGAAGAUAAUCUUGAUCUUUGUGGACCGCCACUAGAGAAAUUGUGUAUUGAUGGGAAGCCUGCACAGGAACCAAUUGUUAAACUUCCUGAAGAUGAAAAAUUGCUCUUCACCCGUGAAUUUUACAUGAGCAUGGCAAUUGGAUUUGUUAUAAGCUUCUGGGGCGUCUUUGGCUCAAUCUUAAUAAAGCGUUCUUGGAGACAUGCUUAUUUCAAGUUCAUAAGCAAUUUAUCAGACGCUAUUUAUGUCAUGGUAGCAGUGAAAGUUUUCAAGUGGCGUCACAGAGGAUAG